AUGGAGAGCCCAGAGCUAAAGGCUUCGUUUCUAAGCCGCUUGACAUGGCACUGGAUGGGAGCCAUGAUCUCCACAGGGAACAAGCGUCCCUUGGAGAUGAGCGAUUUGUAUGAGCUUAAUCAAGAGGAUAAGGCAGAAUCUUGCGAGCAAAGAUGGAACGAAUGCUACGAGGAAGAGGGGAGCAAAAGAGUGUUGCGAGUGAUCUUGAGGUUCCUGGGAGUGAAGUUCUUCCUCUUGUUUAUCUUGCGCCCUUUGUGGCUGGCAGCGCUCAUCUUGCAGGUUUAUGUUAUUAAGGAGCUCAUUCAUCGCUCCAGACUCAAGAGCUCCAGAACAUGGAGUGAUUUCCUCCUCGUUGCCGGACUGUUCUUCCUGGCACAAUCCCAGAGCUUAUGCAACAUCUGGAUGUUCUUCUAUGGCUGGAGAUAUGGCGUUCGCUUGCGUGCUGCUUUUUCCAUGGCUGCUUUCAACAAGAUGUUGAGCACAAGAACGGCUGAAUUUAGUGGAUCCUUGGAUAGCUUGCUGUUUAAUCUUGUCAACAGUGAUACCCAAAAGCUGAUUGAUUGCUUGUGUAUACUUCCUUAUGUGGUUUGCUUUCCAUUCCAUUUGCUUGUUGUGAGUUUUUUCUUAUAUCGAGAAGCAGGCAUUGCCACACUUGCUGGAGUAGCUUGGACGGUCGUGGUGGGAAUAUUAAUGUUCUAUGUGGCGAAGUAUAUGGGGCACUUGGCAAGAAGAAAGCAUUCUCACACUGAUGCUCGGGUGGGAAUCCUUUGUGAAACUUUGGCUGGCAUUAGAAUUAUCAAGUUCAAUGGUUGGGUUCCUUUGUUUAUGAAAAAAAUCAAUAGUGCUCGUGCUGGUGAAAUGAAGUGGGUUUCCAAGUUGGCUAUGAUCAGUACAAUCAUGUAUAUUUUGAAGGAUUCAAUUGUUCCAUUUGCAUGCGUAUUUGCUUUUGGUGUUUAUAUCAUUCAUCAUAAAAUGCUUGACGUGACAAUAGCUUUUGUUGUCCUAUCUUUCUUCAGUAUUCUUGCAAGGGAUAGCUUAUGUUUCAUUCAUGGUUUGCCAUCAAUUUCUAAUGCACUAGUAGCUGUGGAGAGACUACAAAAGGUGUUGGACUUGACAAAUAGUUUGCAAACAUCCAAGUCAAAGAAAACCUCAAACAUAUUUGCUAUUGAGCUUUUGGACUGUAUUUUUGCUAGAAACAUUUCCAAAAGCAUUAAUCCCAAGCCCAUACACAUGCAAAUUCAGAGGGGUAAUCUUGCUGGCUUGAUUGGUAAGGUGGGAAGUGGUAAGAGUUCUUUGCUAUAUGGAAUUUUAGAAGAACUAAAGCUAACUCAAGGUUCAUUAUUUGUGGAAGGAAAUAUAGCUUAUUCCCCACAACAGCCUUGGAUAUUAAAUGAUACAAUGCGAAAUAAUAUUGUCUUUGGCAGCAUAUUUGAUAAUAAACGCUAUGAUAAUGUAGUGGCGGCUUGUGCACUUAAUCAUGACAUUUCAAUGCUACCUAAUGGGAGUGACACUGAAAUUGGGGAAAGAGGGGUAAAUUUAAGUGGCGGACAAAAGGCUAGAGUAUCUCUUGCUCGUGCAUGUUAUAGUACUGCUCCUAUUAUUCUUUUGGAUGAUCCUUUAUCUGCUGUUGAUGCUUCAACAGCUAAAUACAUCGUUGAUUAUGUACUAAAUGGCAUUUUAAAGGGAAGAACAGUAAUUAUGGCAACACAUUCUAUUAUAAGCUUACAAGCUUGUGAUGAAAUUUAUUUAUUAGAUACCAAUAAUGGUAUUAAGCGCAUCUUAUCAAGUUCUAAAGAUAUAAAACGUGAGAUGGAGUUGGUAUCAGCUAAAACAGAAUUAAAUGCUAGUCAAUAUAGUAAGCUGGACAAUUCAAAAGGAGGCAUAGUGAAACAAGAGACAAUGGAAAGUGGAAAUAUAAAACUCUCUCAUUAUUUAGAAUAUCUACACAUAGCUGGUUGGUAA
Selaginella moellendorffii is the source of this 1962-nucleotide messenger RNA. RefSeq names its product canalicular multispecific organic anion transporter 2-like. The transcript has 11 exons. The coding region runs from base 1 to 1962 and encodes 653 amino acids. Gene Ontology annotation, molecular function: ATP hydrolysis activity; ABC-type transporter activity; ATP binding. Gene Ontology annotation, cellular component: membrane. The record is from RefSeq and is a predicted model, not a curated record. Lineage: Eukaryota; Viridiplantae; Streptophyta; Lycopodiopsida; Selaginellales; Selaginellaceae. Gene Ontology annotation, biological process: transmembrane transport.